Raphanus sativus (radish) is the source of this 1656-nucleotide messenger RNA. RefSeq names its product glucomannan 4-beta-mannosyltransferase 2-like. Gene Ontology annotation, molecular function: mannan synthase activity. NCBI's taxonomy places the organism in Eukaryota, Viridiplantae, Streptophyta, Magnoliopsida, Brassicales, Brassicaceae. Gene Ontology annotation, cellular component: Golgi apparatus. The record is from RefSeq and is a predicted model, not a curated record.
CUUCUCUUUCUCUUCUCCCUUCACCAUCAGUUUCCUUCUGCUCUCUCUCUCUCUCUUCCCUAAGUUUCCCUCUCUCUAGAUUCACAGAGAGAGCAAAGCCUCUAUCCUUCAUCUCCCUCUCUCCUUCACUUCAUAAACCCCAUCACCAUAACAUUCUACGGAGAGAAAAACCCGCCAUUGUUUCACUCUAAGAGAGAGAGAGAGAAGGAAAAUGGAUGGUGUUACACCAAAGUUUGUGUUACCGGAGACAUUCGACGGCGUGAGGAUGGAGAUCACAGGCCAGCUAGGCAUGAUCUGGGAGCUUGUCAAAGCACCAGUCAUUGUCCCUCUUCUUCAGCUAGCGGUUUACAUCUGUCUGCUCAUGUCUCUCAUGCUGUUAGGUGAGAGGGUUUACAUGGGAUUCGUCAUCGUCCUCGUCAAGCUCUUCUGGAAAAAACCAGACCAACGCUACAAGUUCGAGCCCAUUCAAGAUGAUGAAGAGCUUGGAAGCUCUAACUUCCCUGUGGUCCUCGUCCAAAUCCCCAUGUUCAACGAACGAGAGGUUUACAAGCUAUCAAUAGGAGCGGCGAGUGGACUAUCAUGGCCGUCCGAUCGUCUCGUGAUUCAAGUCUUGGAUGACUCAACAGAUCCUACCGUUAAGCAAAUGGUGGAACUAGAAUGCCAAAGAUGGGCAAGUAAAGGAAUCAAUAUAAGGUAUCAAAUCAGAGAGAACAGAGUUGGUUACAAGGCCGGUGCGUUAAAGGAAGGUCUCAAACGCAGUUAUGUCAAACAUUGCGAGUAUGUUGUCAUCUUCGACGCUGAUUUUCAGCCUGAACCGGACUUUCUUCGCCGUAGCAUUCCAUUUCUCGUCCACAACCCCAACAUUGCACUUGUCCAGGCCCGGUGGAGAUUCGUAAAUUCUGAUGAAUGCUUGUUGACGAGGAUGCAAGAAAUGUCGCUGGACUAUCAUUUCACUGUUGAGCAAGAAGUCGGUUCAGCAACACAUGCUUUCUUCGGUUUCAACGGGACCGCCGGAAUAUGGAGGAUAGCGGCCAUAAAUGAAGCAGGCGGGUGGAAAGAUAGGACCACCGUGGAAGAUAUGGACCUCGCCGUCCGAGCUAGUCUCCGUGGCUGGAAAUUUCUCUACCUCGGUGACCUUCAGGUGAAAAGUGAGCUUCCAAGUACUUUUAGAGCCUUCCGUUUCCAGCAACAUAGAUGGUCUUGUGGACCUGCAAAUCUCUUUAGGAAAAUGGUCAUGGAGAUUAUCAGAAACAAGAAAGUGAGAUUCUGGAAGAAAGUGUAUGUGAUAUACAGCUUCUUCUUUGUGAGGAAAGUCAUUGCACAUUGGGUGACAUUUUGUUUUUACUGCGUUGUUCUUCCUCUCACCAUUCUUGUCCCCGAAGUUAAAGUUCCCAUUUGGGGCUCCGUCUAUAUCCCUUCCAUCAUCACUAUCCUAAACUCUGUCGGCACUCCCAGGUCGAUUCAUCUGCUGUUCUAUUGGAUUCUAUUCGAGAAUGUGAUGUCGCUGCACCGGACAAAAGCCACACUCAUUGGUCUGUUUGAGGCAGGCAGAGCUAACGAAUGGGUCGUGACUGCUAAGCUUGGAAGCGGUCAAAGUGCUAAAGGGAACACAAAAGGGCUUAAAAGGUUCCCUAGAAUCUUCAAGUUGCCUGAUCG